GCACCCACCACCCUUAAACAAAACAUUCACAAGCUAGCUUUGGAAGGAACUUAUUAGCUCAGCAAAUAUCCAGUUCAAUCCAUUACUUGGAGCUUAGGGGAAAAUGGAGACUGGAGUGGCGAGCUCUGCUUACAGGGCAGCACCAAGUAAUAUUUUGGCUCGGCAGCGAUCUGCCGCACCGUGCCGUUCUCCUUCAGCCCUGCGCUCACACUGCCUUAGGCCGAGUUCACUCUUUGGUGAAUCAUUGAGAACAACGUCUUCAUGGGCAAGGAUCUCUACCAAGUCCAGGGCUUAUUCUUCUCUCACUACCAAGUGCGAAAUCGGAGAUAGUCUUGAGGAAUUCCUGACAAAAGCGACUCCGGAUAAGAACUUGAUCAGGCUGCUAAUGAGCAUGGGUGAAGCACUGAGGACCAUCUCCUUCAAAGUCAGGACAGCAUCUUGUGGAGGGACUGCAUGCGUUAACUCAUUCGGAGAUGAACAGCUUGCUGUAGACAUGCUUGCAAACAAUCUCCUUUUUGAGGCUUUGCAAUACUCCCACGUUUGCAAGUAUGCUUGCUCUGAGGAAGUCCCUGAGCUUCAGGACAUGGGUGGACCAGUGGAGGGUGGCUUCAGCGUGGCAUUUGAUCCCCUUGAUGGCUCCAGCAUUGUUGACACAAACUUCACAGUAGGCACCAUAUUUGGUGUUUGGCCUGGUGAUAAACUUACAGGUGUGACUGGAAGGGAUCAAGUUGCCGCGGCUAUGGGCAUAUAUGGUCCUCGUACCACUUACAUUAUUGCUCUUAAAGAUUGCCCCGGAACUCACGAAUUCCUCCUCCUCGAUGAAGGCAAAUGGCAGCAUGUCAAAGAUACAACAUCAAUCGGCGAGGGCAAGAUCUUUUCUCCAGGAAAUCUCAGGGCAACGGCUGACAACCCUGCCUAUAGUAAUCUGAUCAACUAUUAUGUGAAAGAGAAGUACACAUUGCGUUACACAGGAGGAAUGGUGCCCGAUGUCAAUCAGAUCAUAGUAAAAGAGAAAGGAAUCUUCACCAAUGUAACUUCUCCAAGUUCCAAAGCUAAGCUCAGGCUGUUGUUCGAAGUGGCUCCUCUGGGAUUUCUAAUUGAGAAAGCCGGAGGGCAUAGCAGCGACGGCGAACAAUCAGUUUUAGACAAGGUAAUUACUAGCCUUGACGAGAGGACUCAGGUUGCCUAUGGAUCCAAAAAUGAAAUUAUCAGAUUUGAGGAGACUCUCUAUGGUUCUUCAAGACUCAAGGCUGGUGAACCUGUUGGAGCUGCUGCCUGAGCCAAUUAUAUACCCUCUGUUCGCUAUUGUUCUUACAACAAAGUGCUCUUCAAUAUGGAAUUUGAAAGUAUCUUUCUCAUUCCCAUGUUAUGAACGGUGGUAAAAAAUUGAAAUCAGCUCAGUGUCUUCUCUAGCAGCAUUCCGCGGAUGCAAUUUCUUCUUCUCACUUGUAAUGUAUCGAAUGAAUAUAUAAUACAGCAUGCUUGCAGCUUUGAGAGAAAACAAUCCAUCAAUGUAAUACUUAUGUCUAGUUCCUGCAGAACGUUGGUGUUUCCUUCUUUUUGAUAAAAUUCUUUCUGAUGCA
This is a messenger RNA of Dioscorea cayenensis subsp. rotundata (Guinea yam), 1583 nucleotides long. Its product is annotated as sedoheptulose-1,7-bisphosphatase, chloroplastic. Gene Ontology annotation, biological process: fructose metabolic process; fructose 1,6-bisphosphate metabolic process; gluconeogenesis. Bases 104 to 1279 code for a protein of 391 amino acids. Lineage: Eukaryota; Viridiplantae; Streptophyta; Magnoliopsida; Dioscoreales; Dioscoreaceae. The transcript is spliced from 8 exons. Gene Ontology annotation, cellular component: cytoplasm. Gene Ontology annotation, molecular function: fructose 1,6-bisphosphate 1-phosphatase activity. The record is from RefSeq and is a predicted model, not a curated record.